GUGUGGACCGAGAGGGCGGCGGAGGCUGCGGCAGCGUCGAGGGUCCGCGCCUGGGGCUGUGAGUGGAUUGUAUCCGACCUACCUAGUCCUGACUGUGUCCGUGCGUGAGUGGACGGCGUCCGAGACGAUGACUCUGAAUGGCGGCGGCAGCGGAGCGGGCGGGAGCCGCGGCGGGGGCCGGGAGCGCGAGCGCCGUCGGGGCAGCACACCCUGGGGCCCGGCGCCCCCGCUGCACCGCCGAAGCAUGCCGGUGGACGAGCGCGACUUGCAGGCGGCGCUGGCUCCGGGCGCUCUGGCAACGGCCGAGGCCGGGACCGCGGCCCAGGGUCCGAGGCUGGACUGGCCCGAGGGCUCCUCUGACUCGCUCAGCUCCGGAGGCAGCGAUUCAGACGAGAGCGUUUACAAAGUGCUGCUGCUGGGGGCCCCUGGUGUCGGCAAGAGCGCUCUGGCGCGCAUCUUCGGUGGAGUAGAAGAUGGGCCUGAGGCGGAGGCUGCAGGGCACACGUAUGAUCGCUCCAUCAUGGUGGACGGAGAAGAGGCAUCGCUCAUGGUCUAUGACAUCUGGGAGCAGGAUGGGGGCCACUGGCUACCUGGCCACUGCAUGGCCAUGGGAGAUGCAUAUGUCAUCGUGUACUCGGUGACAGACAAGGACAGCUUUGAGAAGGCCUCAGAGCUGCGGGUCCAGUUGCGGCGGGCUCGACAGACAGACGACGUGCCCAUCAUCCUAGUGGGCAACAAGAGUGACCUGGUGCGCUCUCGUGAGGUCUCCUUGGAUGAGGGCCGGGCCUGCGCCGUGGUCUUCGACUGCAAGUUUAUCGAGACCUCAGCUGCGUUGCACCACAAUGUCCAGGCACUGUUCGAGGGUGUCGUGCGUCAGAUACGCCUGCGCAGGGACAGCAAAGAGGCCAACGCACGUCGGCAAGCGGGUACCCGGCGGCGAGAGAGCCUCGGCAAGAAGGCGAAGCGCUUCCUGGGCCGCAUCGUCGCAAGAAAUAGCCGCAAGAUGGCCUUGCGUGCCAAGUCUAAGUCCUGCCACGACCUCUCUGUGCUCUAGGCCCGGAGGCACUCGCUGUGUUCUGCAGACGGAUGGGCAGAUUGGUGGGCUGGCCCAGCCAACCGCCCAAGUGCCUCAGGGCUGGCUCGGACUCUGGGCCUGGACACCUCAUGGUCAUGGACAGACUCUGCUGCCGAGGGAGGUGGCUCCCAGUGGCCGUCGAGGGUUGGGCCCUCAGAGAUGCCUACACAGGCCCAAAUGCGUCCCCAGCAGCAGCUGGAGCCCAGCCCCCAGGGCAGGCCUGUGAGUCCGGAGAGGACUCUAUACCUGUGGUGCGUGUGUCCUGCGGGGAGGCUGUUCAGUGCAGUGGCUAUUUGUUUACAUGCAGAUUUUUGUAAUAAAGACUAUUUCCUGAUA
Messenger RNA from Phacochoerus africanus (Common warthog), 1411 nucleotides. RefSeq names its product RRAD, Ras related glycolysis inhibitor and calcium channel regulator (gene RRAD). Gene Ontology annotation, biological process: negative regulation of high voltage-gated calcium channel activity. Gene Ontology annotation, molecular function: GTP binding; GTPase activity; calcium channel regulator activity. The transcript is spliced from 5 exons. Lineage: Eukaryota; Metazoa; Chordata; Mammalia; Artiodactyla; Suidae. Gene Ontology annotation, cellular component: plasma membrane. The record is from RefSeq and is a predicted model, not a curated record. Bases 128 to 1054 code for a protein of 308 amino acids.